Molecule: messenger RNA, 756 nt
Organism: Pipistrellus kuhlii (Kuhl's pipistrelle)
Lineage: Eukaryota; Metazoa; Chordata; Mammalia; Chiroptera; Vespertilionidae
Product: mitochondrial pyruvate carrier 1-like
Exons: 1
Coding region: 301-756 (151 amino acids)
Biological process (GO): pyruvate import into mitochondria
Cellular component (GO): mitochondrial inner membrane
Source: RefSeq, a predicted model, not a curated record
UAGGUAUAGGUGGCUUCGUUUCCCAAGGGGUAAAGCUGAGCCUCAGAGGAACUGAUGGGCUCACCCUCCUCCACCAGAGCUGAGACAUGAACAGGUGCCUGUAACUUGGAAGUCCCUGCUCUACGGUACAACACACUGUCUCCCCUGGAAUGGGGGCCAGAGGGGAGGGUUGGAGCGGCUGCGGCCCCUGUCGCCCACGUCACUGUGCGCUGGCUGUUGGGCCGUUGCGCCCCCGCGGCCGGGGGACCACGCGCCCCCGCGGCUCGGCGGUGACCACAGCUCGGUGGAGACACAGCGGCGAUGGCUGUGCUGUGGCGGAAGGCAUAUGACUACGUGAGGACCAAGGAGUUCCGGGACUACGUGACCAGCACACACUUCUGGGGUCCCCUGUUCAACUGGGGGCUGCCGCUGGCCGCCAUCAAGGACAUGCGGGCGACCCCGGAGAUCAUCAGUGGCCGCAUGACCACGGCGCUCAUCCUCUACUCCAUGGCCUUCAUGCGCUUCGCCUACCGCGUGCAGCCGCGCAACCUGCUGCUCCUGGCCUGCCACAGCACCAACGUGAUGGCGCAGAGCGUGCAGGGCAGCCGCCUGGUCCUCUUCCGCUACGGCCUCCUGCCUGGGGCCCCGGGCACCGCCUCCGCCGCCCCCGCCGCCCCCGCCCACAGCCCAGGCAAAGCCACCGACACCACUGAGUGCCAGGGCAAGAGCGAGUGCAUCCCCGACAUCCCUGACCCCGACCCCAGCAGCUGCUUCUAG